CUGCCCGCACGACUCAUCAAAACCAGUACAAGUCCACCGAGGCACAGGACGGGGAGGCACAUAACGCGCGCUGCGGAAGGGACUUUUGGGCAGACCCGCAGCACCAGCAAGACAGAGUCAGAGCUCAUCAGGCCGCACCGCGGCACAACGAGGAAGAGGAAGAGGAGGGUCGUGAGCUGUCCGCGCGCGCGCCUUUCGCCUUUCCUAUGAGGAAGCUCUGCCCGAACCUGGAGCGCGAUGACGCGCUGGACACGGUGCUGGAAGUGCCCAUCCCCGAGGAGAUGUUCUCCGGCGGCGGCGGCGGCGGCUCCCGCGGCUCCAAGUUCGGCUGCACCAACGUCAAGGCGUGGAUGCGGUCACACGCCGCCGACCGCUCCGGAGCGGGCGAUCCCUGCUCCAUGAGCCGAGGGGAGCUCCAGCUCAUGCUCGGCGUCAUAGGCGCGCCGCUCAUUCCGCUGCCCGUCCACCACGCCAAGCAGUCGCCCUCUUCUGUGCUCUGCGAGCAGCUCAAGGCCGAUCCUAUUGAGUCGUCGACGGCGAAGUACAUCGUGCAACAGUACAUAGCGGCGUCGGGCGGGGAGUGGGCGCUGAACAAGGUGACGAGCAUGUACGCGAUAGGGAAGGUGAGGAUGACGGCGGCAGAGCUCAACAGCAGCGACGCGGACGGCCACGGCGGCACUGGCAACGCGCACCGAAGCGGGAAGAAGGCCGGCAAGGGCUGCGGCGGAGAGAUAGGUGGGUUCGUGCUGUGGCAGAAGAAGCCUGAGCUGUGGUGCCUGGAGCUCGUCGUGUCCGGCUGCAAGAUCAGCGCCGGCAGCGACGGCAAGGUCGCGUGGCGCCAGACGCCGUGGCACCAGUCCCACGCCUCCCGCGGCCCCCCGCGGCCGCUCCGCCGGUCGCUUCAGGGCCUUGCCCCGCAGUUGACGGCGAGCCUGUUCGCGGACUCGGUGUGCAUCGGCGAGCGGAGCAUCGACGGCGAGGAUUGCUUUGUGCUCAAGGUGGAGUCGGAGGCGUCGAGCCUGCGCGCGCGCAACAGCAGCAGCGUCGAGAUCAUCCGGCACACGGUGUGGGGCUACUUCAGCCAGCGCACCGGCCUGCUGGUGCAGCUCGAGGACUCGCACCUGCUCCAGAUCAAGUCCAGCGGCGGGAGCGGGGGCAGCGGCAGCGGAGGCAGCGUCUUCUGGGAGACCACCAUGGAGUCGCGCCUUGACGACUACCGCGCCGUCGACGGCGUCAACAUCGCCCACGCCGGCCACACUGCCGUCUCGCUCGUCAGGUUCGGGGACUGCCACGACGGCAACACCAGGACGCGCAUGGAGGAGGCGUGGAGCAUCGAGGAGGUGGACUUCAACAUCUGGGGGCUAUCCAUGGACUGCUUCCUGCCGCCCAGCGACCUCAGGGAGGGCAAGGAGAGCCAGGACGUCGCCAUAGUCAAGGCUGACGUGCGGCCGCCGCCGAUAAGGAUACCGGCGGUGACCGUGCGCGUCGGGCCCUCGCAGGUGGCCGCCGUCAACAUGGACGACUCGGACUCGCUCAUUGCGAGGUCAUGACUACUCAUGGCAUACGUACUUGCAGUGCCAAGGGACGAGCGUGUAUAUGUACGUGACACUUGUUACUGUAAGAUUACUUGUCGUAAGAUCUGUAAAUAUAUUGCAGGUUGAGAUAUUUUUUUUCCUUUUUUCAAGAUGUGGAUUUAUUUCAGCUAGAAUUGAGGCCAGGAGUGAGUAGUGGGUAAUCCGAACUAGAAAUUCUGAUUAGCUGUAUUGUAAUGAGCUUGUCAUGCUCGAUCACUGUAAAUCUGAAAGGACAUCCCGAUUCUGUCCGGUCACAAUACUUAAUUGUCUCGCUUCAA
Molecule: messenger RNA, 1852 nt
Organism: Phragmites australis (common reed)
Lineage: Eukaryota; Viridiplantae; Streptophyta; Magnoliopsida; Poales; Poaceae
Exons: 3
Coding region: 207-1550 (447 amino acids)
Source: RefSeq, a predicted model, not a curated record